Molecule: messenger RNA, 1521 nt
Organism: Penicillium waksmanii
Lineage: Eukaryota; Fungi; Ascomycota; Eurotiomycetes; Eurotiales; Aspergillaceae
Exons: 6
Coding region: 1-1521 (506 amino acids)
Biological process (GO): transmembrane transport
Cellular component (GO): membrane
Molecular function (GO): transmembrane transporter activity
Source: RefSeq, a predicted model, not a curated record
AUGGGAACCGAAACGAAUUCCAGUGUCGGCAAGUCCGGCAAGAAUGCCGUAACUGAAGGACUGGCUACUUUCCGCCAGGAUGAAAACAAAAUUCCAGAGGUGGCUGUGACUAAUUUGCUUAUUCCUAAUCGUGAUGAAUUUGAGCAAAAGUUUGUCCGAAAGCUUGAUCUUCGACUUCUGCCAUUGAUGAUGUUGAUCUAUGUUUUGAAUUAUCUGGAUCGAAAUAACAUUGCAACGGCCCGUUUAGGGACACUUGAGAAGGAUCUGGGGAUUCAUGGCAAUCAGUAUAACACCAUCAUCAGUCUGUUCUUUGUCGGAUAUAUUCUCACCCAAAUCCCAACUAAUAUGAUUUUGAACAAAAUGAGGCCAUCGCUGUUUCUACCUGCUGUGAUGUGUGGAUGGGCCAUUGUUAGUGCUGCUACAGGGGCUGUUCAGAACUACCGAGGACUCCUGGCUUUGCGCUUCAUACUCGGGUUUCUGGUGCAUUGUUUCUCUUUUCCUCAUGGUACACCAAAAAAAGAGCUCGCUGCUCGUAUUUCGAUCCUUUACGUUGCUGCUCAGAUAUCAGGUGCCUUUGGCGGUCUAUUGGGCAGUGCCAUUAUGUCGGGAAUGGAUGGAAAGGCCGGAAUUCCGGCGUGGAGAUGGCUGUUUAUCAUUGAAGGAAGCGCCACAAUACCUGUUGCAAUUGUCGCGAUGUUCACCUUGCCAGAUUAUCCAGCGACCACGAAAUGGCUUACAGACGAGGAACGUAUUCUGGCUAUUGCACGUCUAGCAGAAGACGCAAGCGAAAACGAUAAUUGUGAAACGAACAGCAAUUGGGAAGGACUAAAACUCGCUUUUACCGAUCCAGUUCUCUACAUCAUAUGGUUGAUGCAGCUUGGCCUCAAUACUGCUGCUUGCUUUACAAACUUUUUCCCGACAAUUGUUGCAACACUAGGUUAUGACACCACCAAGACUUUACUGCUCUCUGCACCGCCUUACAUUUUCGCUGCUAUUCUCAGCGUCUCUAAUUCACUCCACAGCGAUCGUGUCAGUGAGCGAUGGUUACACAUUGUUUGGCCACAAGUCUUCAGUAUGAUUGGAUUCAUCCUGAGUGCUGUGACCCUAAAUGUCCCAACUCGAUACAUAUCCACUUUCAUGAUGAUGUCGAUUUAUGGCUCUUUUGGAUGCAUCCUUUCUUGGGUUUCCACUUCACUUCCGAGGCCACGCUCAAAGCGUGCGGUCGCAUAUGCAGUGGUCAAUGCGGGAUCUAACUUCGCCUCUAUUUACGCCAGCUACUUCUACCCCGAAUCACAAGGGCCUAGAUACUGGCAGGCUAAUGUAGCUAACGUGGCCUUCUCAGGAAUGUGUAUCCUGAUGGCUACGGUGCUGAAAUUCACUCUGCGCUGGAGAAAUAAUCGACUAAACAAAGCGGCAGAUGCAGAUGUUGCUGCCGGGAUUGACCCAACAAGCGAAGGCUCGGAGAGUCACCAGUUGGCGAUGAGAUGGAAUUGCCACCCUAUCUAUCGAUUUAUCACUUGA